AAGUGCAAGCAACGUGAACAGACCUAAUCCUACAUUGGAUCCAUGUGUAGAAAUCAUAAUAAAGAAUUAUUGAGCGCUCACUCAGAUGUUUCGAUUCCUGAACACAGCCACUGAUUUCAUAUGAGAUUUUUACUAUUCGGAAGUUGAACUUGGAAUAAGAAUUUCUUUACAUUGUCUUUAAUAAGCAAAUGUAACGAAAAUUUUGCAUUGCGUUGUGGAAAUCAGAUACAAGCAUACACAAUGCAGUGGUAAAUAUUAAGGUUUCGUUGCGAGAAAAAACAAAGGGCCUUUGCCUCUUUGAUAAAUUGAAGCAUUAACUUUGUUACGUGGGUGUGUGUGUGCGCGCAGGCGUGCGUGUGUGUAAUACGUCGUUUCUAUUUAUAAAGAAAGCACAAAAAAAAUAUUUUCAACUCAAGAAAAUGGAAGCGGAACCAUUAGAGCUAGAAGAUGGUGAAAUCAUCGACGAUGAGCUCAGCGAUGUCUUUGGAACCUAUAAAAUUUUGCAAAGACCUCAUGUAAAGCAGACACCUGUCGUAGACUUAUCUACAAAAAUGCGAUACAGCGAUGAAUCUGACGACUCUGCAGAUUCUGAAAGUGAUUCUGAUUCAGAUUCCACACAGGCUAAUGUCAAAAAACCGAAACUUAAAUUGAAAAAGAAUAAGCAUUUGUGGAAAGAUUUGACAACCAAGAACAAAAAAUACAAAGUAUGGUGCACACAAAUGCAGGAGGAAUCUUUGACCGAAGAUUUAACGUCAUGCGGCGUCACCAAAAAGUUGUAUCAAGAACGUAGUGUUGAAAGUUAUAAUUUUACUCUACGGUAUGCAGGGAAUGGCAGGGAACCUCGUAAUAACAAUAGUUCUGAUGAAGAAAAAGACAACGAACACAGAUUGUCCAAUAAAAGAACCAAUUCAGACAGACGUGAUGUAAAAUUUAGAUUAGGAAAAAGGAGAAAUUCCAUGGAUUUGGAUGGUCAGAAAGGUUCGGUUAGAAUAAUAGCAGAUUUAUCUACAACUGUAGAUUCAACAGAUGCUGAUGUUGCUACUGAUAUAACCAAUAAACUCAGUGAAAGAAAAGAACUUCUCAUAAGACGAGUGGUGGACACAAUUGGUAAACAGAAAGCCAUUGAUUUUUUCCAAAAAACGAAGAAGAUUGAAGAAGAUGGAGGAAUGUUAAUAAUGAAUGGAUCUCGUAGAAGGACUGCCGGCGGAGUAUAUUUUUGGUUGGUAAAAAAUGACAAACAUAUUCCUCAGGAAAAAAUAAGGGAGAUAUUUUAUUACGACCAAAAAGAGAGCAGCGAACAAAGAAAGAAAACUAGCAAUUCAGGACGACAGAAGAGGGAGCAGGAAUUAAUGAGAAGUUUCGAAGAUGGAUCUGAAAAAGAUUUACCAGCUUUAUUAACAAGAGCAGAACUCUCGACGAGACAAAUUGCAGAGGAAGCAAGAUUACGACGUGGCGAAGGCAUGGACAGAAUGCCAGUAGAUUCUGAUCGUACGGUAUCAAACCCACCACCCAGUCCUGUAACGGAUGAUCCAGAUCAUUCCGAACAUCCACUGGUACAGAGACAAGUUCAAGAUUAUACCGAUGAUUUUCUCGAUAUUGGAGUAGACGUAGAUAGUAUGGAAGUACUCUAAGAUUAUGUUCUUAAUCUUACAUUUGCACGUAAUCUAAUAAUGACUUGUAUAAAUAAAUGUAUCAAUCGCACGAAGAAUACAUACAUGUAUAAUUUGUAUAGGUUGUAUGCUUAUCACAUGUUCAUAAGUGACAAAUAGACUGAAAACAGUGACUAAAAAUAUAUUUGAUUUCUAUCAAGCAAAAAAAAAA
This is a messenger RNA of Wasmannia auropunctata (little fire ant), 1821 nucleotides long. RefSeq names its product phosphorylated adapter RNA export protein (gene Phax). Gene Ontology annotation, biological process: snRNA export from nucleus. Bases 420 to 1631 code for a protein of 403 amino acids. The transcript has 4 exons. The record is from RefSeq and is a predicted model, not a curated record. Gene Ontology annotation, cellular component: nucleus. NCBI's taxonomy places the organism in Eukaryota, Metazoa, Arthropoda, Insecta, Hymenoptera, Formicidae.